Messenger RNA from Prosopis cineraria, 982 nucleotides. RefSeq names its product cysteine proteinase mucunain-like. Bases 109 to 669 code for a protein of 186 amino acids. The record is from RefSeq and is a predicted model, not a curated record. The transcript is spliced from 2 exons. NCBI's taxonomy places the organism in Eukaryota, Viridiplantae, Streptophyta, Magnoliopsida, Fabales, Fabaceae.
UAAAGUCAUGCUCCUCGAUCAGCUUCUCUGACGAUUGUGUUUUAGUUUCUCUCGCUGUUCUCUUCGCGCCUCCUUUGCUCUCACCGCUUGCUCAACUUGCUCUCCGCCAUGGACAUGUCGAUCAUCUCUAACGACAGAGCUCAUUCCGACGGCUCAAACUGGAGGACCGAUGAAGAGGUCAUGGACAUGUACGACCGCUGGCUUUUGAAACAAGGCAAGGUCUACAACGGUUUGGGGGAGAAGGAGAAGAGGUUUCAGAUCUUCAAGGACAACCUCAGGUUCAUCGAUGAGCAAAACGCUGAGAAUCGGACCUACAAGAUGGGGCUGAAUAAGUUCGCCGAUCUGAACAACGACGAGUUCGUGGACAAGCAUCUUGGUAUCACCAGGAUUGAUCCCAGGAGGAGCAUUGCCAAGACCAAGAGCAACUGUUGCGCUCCACAUAUGGAAGAAAUUGAUUCAAAGAUGUGGCCUGAGUUAUUAGCUAAAGCUUUCAUAGAUGUUAUGGCUAAAACUCAAAUGAGUGAAGCAAUUGCAACAUGGGCUGAAGCAUCUAAGGCAAAAGCUGAAGCAUAUAAGGAAAAGGCUGAGAGAUAUAAAGGUGAGAAAAGUAAUGAGGAGGCCACUUUUUUCCUCAGAUUAUUCUCUUGCCAAGUGUGUGAUUGCUCUUGAUGAGAUUGGGCAUGUUCAUGAAGAUUGUUAUAUGAAAGCCUUGGAAAUCUUGAAGGACAACCCUGAAUGGAGAGAAAUUUUUCUUAGCUUGACACCUUCCAGGAAACAGCAGUGGUUAUAUCGUGUUAAUUGUGGAAGGUUGGCUCCUGAUAUAUCAGAUGAAAUUCUUACUUAUUUUGUAAAUAGAUUAGAGAAAAUUAUACAUACAUAAGUCUUUAUUUUGUUAUUGAACUUUAUGAUAUGUCAUUAAACUUAUAAGUUUGUGCUGGUGAUGAGGUUUUAUGAGCCUUUAUUCUUUUGUCAUUGAACUAUA